AUGGGCUCCGUGUCCAACCAGCAGUUUGCAGGUGGCUGCGCCAAGGCGGCAGAAGAGGCACCCGAGGAGGCGCCGGAGGACGCGGCCCGGGCGGCGGACGAGCCUCAGCUGCUGCACGGUGCGGGCAUCUGUAAGUGGUUCAACGUGCGCAUGGGGUUCGGCUUCCUGUCCAUGACCGCCCGCGCCGGGGUCGCGCUCGACCCCCCAGUGGACGUCUUUGUGCACCAGAGUAAACUGCACAUGGAGGGGUUCCGGAGCUUGAAGGAGGGUGAGGCAGUGGAGUUCACCUUUAAGAAGUCAGCCAAGGGUCUGGAAUCCAUCCGUGUCACCGGACCUGGUGGGGUGUUCUGUAUUGGGAGUGAGAGGCGGCCAAAAGGGAAGAACAUGCAGAAGCGCAGAUCAAAAGGAGACAGGUGCUACAACUGUGGAGGUCUAGACCAUCAUGCCAAGGAAUGCAAGCUGCCACCCCAGCCCAAGAAGUGCCACUUCUGCCAGAGCAUCAGCCAUAUGGUAGCCUCAUGUCCGCUGAAGGCCCAGCAGGGCCCUAGUGCACAGGGAAAGCCAACCUACUUUCGGGAGGAAGAAGAAGAAAUCCACAGCCCUGCCCUGCUCCCGGAGGCGCAGAAUUGAGCCACAAUGGGUGGGGGCUAUUCUUUUGCUAUCAGGAAGUUUUGAGGAGCAGGCAGAGUGGAGAAAGUGGGAAUAGGGUGCAUUGGGGCUAGUUGGCACUGCCAUGUAUCUCAGGCUGGGGUUCACACCAUCACCCUUUCUUUCCUCUAGGUGGGGGGAAAGGGUGAGUCAAAGGAACUCCAAUCAUGCUCUGUCCAAAUGCAAGUGAGGGUUCUGGGGGCAACCAGGAUGGGGGAAUCACCCUGCAACCUGCAUACUUUAUCUGAGGCUCCAUUCCCAGAAUUUCCAGCUUUUGAAAGUGGCCUGGAUAGGGAAGUUGUUUUCCUUUUAAAGAAGGAUAUAUAAUAAUUCCCAUGCCAGAGUGAAAUGAUUAAGUAUAAGACCAGAUUCAUGGAGACAAGCCACUACAUUCUGUGGAAGGGAAUCUCUCAGGAGUAAGCAGUGUUGUUUUUUUUUUUUUUUCACAUCUUAUAUCCUCAUACCCACGUUUGGGAUAGGGUGCUGGCAGCUGUCCCAAGCAACGGGUAAUGAUGAUGGCAAAAAGGGUGUUUGGGGGAACAGCUGCAGACCUGCUGCUCCUGUGCUCACUCCUGCCCCAUUCUGAGCCAAUGUGAUUUUAUUUAUUUGCUCCCUUGGAUACUGCACCUUGGAUCCCACUUUCUCCAGGAUGCCAACUGCACUAGCUGUGUGCGAAUGACGUAUCUUGUGCAUUUUAACCUUUUUUUUCUUAAUAUAAAUAUUCUGGUUUUGUAUUUUUGUAUAUUUUAAUCUAAGGCCCUCAUUUCCUGCACUGUGUUCUCAGGUACAUGAGCAAUCUCAGGGAUAAGCCAGCAGCAGCUCCAGGUCUGCGCAGCAGGAAUACUUUUUGUUGUUUUUGCCACCAUGGAGAGCAACUAUUUGGAGUGCACAGCCUAUUGAACUACCUCAUUUUUGCCAAUAAGAGCUGGCUUUUCUGCCAUAGUGUCCUCUUGAAACCCCCUCUGCCUUGAAAAUGUUUUAUGGGAGACUAGGUUUUAACUGGGUUGCCCCAUGACUUGAUUGCCUCCUACUGGAAGAUUGGGAAUUAGUCUAAACAGGAAAUGGUGGUACAGAGGCUAGCAGAGGCUGGGCCAAGUGAAAGGCCCAGAGAGCAAGCCAAGAUUAGGUGAGGGUUGUCUAAUCCUAGGGCACAGGACGUGUUUUACAUCUCCAGAUCCAUUCUUCACCAGAUAAGGCUAGGCCUACCAUGCACCACAGGGUGUGUGUGUGUUUGUAAAACUGCAAUUGCCAAGGAUAAGUUUUAAGACCAAUACCCCUGUACUUAAUCCUGUGCUGUCCAAGGAUGGAUAUGUGAAGUAAGGUCUCAGAUUCUUAACCUGUCAAAAUUCUCGGGUUCCAGGGAGACACACAAGUGAGGGCUUUGUGGUGCCUGGGGCCUGUGUCCUGCCCUGCUGCAGUAGUGAUUAAUAGUGUCAUGGUAGCCAAAGGAGAAAAAGGGGGUUUCGUUUACAUGCUGUGAGAUCACCGCAAACCUACCUCACUGUGUUGAAACGGGACAAAUGCAAUAGAACGCAUUGGGUGGUGUGUGUCUCCUCCUGGGUUCUUGUCUCCCCUAAAUGCUGCCCCCCCUCUAGUUAUUGUAUUUGUCUGGGCUUUGUAGGACUUCACUAAGUUGAUUGCUAGGUGGCCUAGUUUGUGUAAAUAUAAUGUAUUGGUCUUUCUCCGUGUUCUUUGGGGGUUUUGUUUACAAACUUCUUUUUGUAUUGAGAGAAAAAUAGCCAAAGCAUCUUUGACAGAAGGUUCUGCACCAGGCAAAAAGAUCUGAAACAUUAGUUUGGGGGGCCCUCUUCUUAAAGUGGGGAUCUUGAACCAUCCUUUCUUUUGUAUUCCCCUUCCCCUAUUACCUAUUAGACCAGAUCUUCUGUCCUAAAAACUUGUCUUCUACCCUGUCCUCUUUUCUGUUCACUCCCAAAAGAAAACUUACACACCCACACUCAUACACAUUUAACACUUGGAGUGUCUCCACAACUCUUAAACGAUGUAUGCAAAAAUCCUGAAGCUAGGAAAACCCUCUAUCCCUUGUUCCCAACCACCUAAGUCAAGACCAUUACCAAUUCUUUUUUUUUUUUUAAGAUGGAGUCUCACUCUAUCGCCCAGGCAGGAGUGGAGUGGCAUGAUUGGCUCACUGCAGCCUCUGCCUUUUGGGUUCAAGCAAUUCUGCCUCAGCCUCUUGAGUAGCUGGGAUUACAGGUGCCCACCACACCCAGCUAAUUUUCAUAUUUUUAGUAGAGAUAGGGUUUUACUGUGUUGUCCAGGCUGGUCUGGAACUCCUGACCUCAGGUGAUCUGCCCACCUCGGCCUUCCAAAGUGAUGGGAUUACAGGCAUGAGCCACCACGCUGGGCCGACUAUUGAUAUAUUCAUGCCAAACACUGUAGCCCGGGCACAGUGGCUCACGCCUGUAAUCCCAGCAUGUUGGGAGGCUGAGGCGGGUAGAUCACGAGGUCAGGAGUUCAAAACCAUCCUGGCCAACACGGUGAAACGCUGUCUCUACUAAAAUACAAAAAAAACAGCUGGGUGUGGUGGUGCAUACCUGUAGUCCCAGCUACUCGCAAGGUAGAGGCUGCAGUGAGCCGAGAUCGCAUCACUGCACUCCAGCCUGGCAAGACUCCAUCUCAAAAAAAAAAAAAAAAAGACACUGCUGUAUUUUGGAUGGAUCAAACCUACUUAAUUUUUAAUCCUAAAGUAGAGAGAUGCAACUGGGGCCUUCCAUGUAGAAAGUGGGGUCAGGAGGCCAAGAAAGGGAAUAUGAAUGUAUAUCCAAGUCACUCAGGAACUUUUAUGCAGGUGCUAGAAACUUAUGUCAAAGUGGCCACAAGAUUGUUUAACGGGAGAUGAACGAAUGUAACUCCAUGUUUACUGCUAGAAACCAAAGCUUUGUGUAAAAUCUUGAAUUUAUGGGAAGGGAGGGUAGGAAAGCCUGUACCUGUCUGUUUUUUUCCUGAUCCCUUUCCCUCAUUCCUGAACUGCAGGAGACUGAGCCCCUUUGGGCUUUGGUGACCCCAUCACUGGGGUGUGUUUAUUUGAUGGUUGAUUUUGCUGUACUGGGUACUUCCUUUCCCAUUUUUUAAUCAUUUUUUAACACAUGCUGACUCUUCCCUUCCCUUCUCCUUUCCCUGGGAAAAUACAAUGAAUAAAUAAAGACUUAUUGGUACUCAAA
Molecule: messenger RNA, 3827 nt
Organism: Cercocebus atys (sooty mangabey)
Lineage: Eukaryota; Metazoa; Chordata; Mammalia; Primates; Cercopithecidae
Gene: LIN28A
Product: lin-28 homolog A (C. elegans)
Exons: 4
Coding region: 1-630 (209 amino acids)
Molecular function (GO): zinc ion binding; nucleic acid binding
Source: RefSeq, a predicted model, not a curated record